AAGGAUUACAACAUCUACUAUAACUUUAGUGGCGCUAAUUAGCAUACUAAUGCUCGUCAACAACUUAAUUUUUUUCAGGGCUGUCUUAACAUGAAUAAAAUGCUGCUGGAGGGUGAAGAAAUGCUAAUUUUUAAACAGCUCUUCGUUUUGAUUGCCGUGACAAAAUUAACAAUCGGGGAAAUAUCUACGUGCAUCCCCAAAGAAUAUCGAGGGGCUCGCCGAGAGAAAUGGACCGAUCUUAAAGGCGGCUGGUUUCUGACUCAUCUGACUUCAGAUCUAAGGUUUCCAAACUCCCCAAGAACGGUCGAAACCAUUCCAACGUUUACACCGCCAAGAAAUGACGGUGAUUUUUACGGUCAGCGGCUUCAAGCUUACUUCGUGCCGCCUAUCAGUGGCAAUUACACCUUCUAUGCAUCAUGUGAUUCAGAGUGUGUCUUCUAUUUGAGUUCGGACGAAAUGCCUGAAAAUAAGAAAGAAGUCAUUCGAAUCGAUCAGCAGCGCAGGACUGAAUAUGAACAAUGGGAAAGAUAUCCUGAGCAGAAAUCCUGUUUUCAGCAACUGGAGCGAAGAAAGUUGUAUUACAUUGAGGCUCUACACAGUAACUACCGUUUAGAUGACCACGUUCAUAUUCACGCUAAAUUUCCCGGAUCAAACUCUACGAAGCCAUUGGACAGCGACGUCCUGGUUCUCUACUCAAAAGGGUCUUCCGUGCAUACCACUUGUAUUUUAUUGAAACGGUGUGGCGUAACAUGUGGCGGGGGACUGGAAACUAGUAUCACCACAAAACCAAAUCAUUCUCAAGAAUGUGCCGCACAUGAAUCGAGUGGCUACAAGGAGGAUCCUUCAGUGCCCGUGCAGGUCCACAACAUUACCACAACUACAGCUGUAGUAUCUUGGAUACCCCUUGAACGAUCUUCAGCGAGUGUUGUUGAUUUUACUGGGUACAAAGUCAGUCUCAAAUCUGACAGAGACAUUAGUAGAGAGAGACUGGUGAACAGGAGUGUCGACUCUAUCUCAUUUCAAGGUCUAAAGAUCUUCACCAACUACUGUGCCACGGUUGAACCACAAACAGCUUUUGGAAGCUUGUGGAAGGAAGAAUGUUUUAAUUUUGUGACAGAAGAUAGCACUCCAGACUCCCCACCGCAAGCUGUCACUGCAGUAAAUACAGAUCAAAAGUCGAUAAAGGUGAGAUGGAAACCAAUUCCAGAAAAGGAUCGAAACGGCAUCAUCCUGGGAUUUAAACUCACGUACAUGAAAAUGAGCGCCACUUUUCAUUUGGAAAAACCGGUUGAUGAAGAGACUAAGUUCUGGCCUAGAUUUGAAACUGUCAUCUACGGUGACACAUAUGUGACAGUGUUAAGUGGUAAAGUGAAGCCGUUUGCGUGGUAUUGCAUCAAAAUGUUGGGAUUUACACGAAAGGGAGAAGGACCGGAGACCUCCUGUGUUUUUGUGCUAACAGAAGAGAGCGUGCCAAGUUGGGCGCCGAUAAACGUAACCACUGCACCUUUUAAUUCCACGGCAUUCUCAGUUAGCUGGCAAUCAGUACCUCCAGAUCACGAGAAUGGAAUUAUUCUUGGAUACAAGUUGCUGAUUGUAAGACUUAACACUGAGUCCAUUUUACUUUCUGAGACUGUGGAUGUGAAUCAAACUCAGUUUUCGUUCGAAAUAUCACCAGUAGUGCCAAAUGUUUGUGUCAAAGUCCUGGCCUUCACAAAGAAGGGAAAUGGAAGAGAGAGCAACUGCAUUGAGGGUUGGACGUGGUCCGAAGAAACUUUGUUUCCUGAGAUGCAAGCGAACAACAACAGUAGUCCGACAGGCUUCAAAAUCACAUGGAACAAACCACGUGAUGAAGUGCUCAGUCAAUUGAUAUACUAUCACGUGACCUAUCAGGCAGUCUCUUCAGUCAACGAGCCCGUGAACUCGUCCCAUAUUUCUCUAAAUGUGAGCGCAGACUCUCUAGAAGUGUCGGUGGGAGAUCUGGAAACGUACACUACCUAUAAAGUUAUGGUAGAAGCUAUCACGAUGGACGGCGAGUCGAAAAGGAAGAAAGUUAUUUUUACAAAAACGUGCCGCUGUCCACACCUUAUGUACGCAAACUGGGCCCCAAGCCCCCCGUACGUCGCAGAAGACCGCUUAAGCGGCGAACCGCGUGGUCUAAUCCCAGAACUCCUCGCGCACAUGCUUCAGGCUUCGUGUGGAACGUGCCACAGCUACAAAGUGUGGAACAUCAGCUUCGCCAUAAACACAACUGAGAAGAUCACAGAACCGGACAGUCGAAUAAAGAUGGAUUUUCGGUUCCCUAUCAGGUCAGCAGUGGGACGAACCACUUACAGAGGCACCCAUUCGUAUGUCCCCCUCAUCACAGUCCCAGGUGUGGCUCUGAUGACCAGGAAGAAGACGCCAUCUGGCUAUGCUCGAGAUCUGGGGAACUCAGUCCUGAGAUGCUGGUCUAUUUUCGCGAUUUUUAUUACGCUGGCGAUAUUGAUGGGUUUCGUAAUAUGGUUCGCAGAAUCUAGCCACAAUGAUAAACAUUUCAAACAUCCGCUUUACAAAGGUGUCGUGGACGGAAUAUGGUGGUCUUUUAUGACCAUGACAACAGUCGGUUAUGGUGACAGAUACCCAAAGACCCAUCUUGGCAGAUCUAUUGCCAUCUUGUGGUUUUUGACAGGGAUCGUUCUGUCGUCCCUUCUCGUCAGCUCACUUACAUCAUCCAUGUCUGUACGAAUCCUUGAUCGAAAUUUAAACGUAGCUCGGGGAAAAAAGGUGGGCGCGCUGGCUCAGUUUCCUGAGUAUGAUCUGAUAAUCAGAUUCAUUUCCAAAGCAGGCGAGGGUAAGACAUUUCUCACAUUAGAGAAGCUUGUAACAGCCCUGGAGUACGGAGAGGUUGAUGGCAUCCUAGUAGACCUGUACACAGCAAGUUACAGGGGCGAUUUGUUUAAUGUCACUUGGAUAGUUAUCAGUCAAAUAAUCCCUUUUGAGUUUACCUCUGGGGCUGUGAUAAGUAGAAAUGCAGGCAAACUUGAGAAGCAUUUUCGCGAUUACAUCGAGACAAAGGGCACUGUAGCAGUUACAGAGGUGCUGAAGAAGAGAACUAAUGAAGAGAAGAAAGAGAACAAGACUUCCAUUCACAUGAGCGAGACAACCAGCAUUCCUCUGUUGGAUCCAAGAACACGUAUCUAUCAAGUGACAAUAUUUAUUUUCCUGGCUCUUCUAUUUCUGGCUGUGUUCAUGGGAUUGGUGUAUCACUCGUGGUAUAAAGGACUACAGAAAAGACGAUAUCAGAUACAAGCCAAACGAGAAAGACAAAGAACAGAAUAUAUCAUGGCUAAAUUACAGUUACAGCAAUUGGUAGAGGAAUUUUAUCAACGGUUUUCGAUGACAUAUAAAGAGCUACGGCUAAAACAUUGCAAACAGCUUAAACGUCUUAAGAUGGCGAAAGCGGCAUCUGCUAAUGGAGAAAAGCCAUUAAAUGUUACCAACGGUGAAUGGGUCUAGCGAAUAUUGCAUACAAGAUCACUCUAGAGAAAGGGUGCUACUUCGAAUUGAAUUCUGGGUAGACGGUUCGUUUGUUAGGUCAAUACGAAUAGAUCUUUUUCAAGCCCUAAAUUAAUCAAGGUCUAAGAGUUUGGUGUAAACUCUCAGCGGAUCAACAUCUAGAAGCAAAAAGCCAAGUAUUCUUUCAAGGUUUUUUUUGGGAGCAAAGAAUCUCACCGAUUCUCCAACUCCACUUAAACCGACAAUGAUCCACCACAGUCAAACGGAGUUGAGAGAUAGAGACCUAGGAAGAGGCCGCAAAACUCGCUUCACCCUUUACAACCUAAAAUCAGUGUGCAUAUUCUCCAUACUGUUCUCUAAACAUUUCCUAAAAUGCUGAUUAGGAGAGUUUGUCUAACAAGCAAGAUCUUCUUUAGAGGGUGAUCCGCUCCUUAAUACUAGCGUUUUUCUGUCGGUAAGAUUACACCGUGCCACUUUACACCCUUAAUAUCAGUAUGCAUGUUCUUUAAACUGUUCUCUGUACAUUUUCUAGGGUUCUGACAA
This is a messenger RNA of Pocillopora damicornis (cauliflower coral), 4038 nucleotides long. RefSeq lists its product as uncharacterized. The record is from RefSeq and is a predicted model, not a curated record. Gene Ontology annotation, molecular function: cytokine receptor activity; cytokine binding. NCBI's taxonomy places the organism in Eukaryota, Metazoa, Cnidaria, Anthozoa, Scleractinia, Pocilloporidae. Gene Ontology annotation, biological process: cytokine-mediated signaling pathway. Gene Ontology annotation, cellular component: external side of plasma membrane; signaling receptor complex.